Messenger RNA from Bemisia tabaci, 9248 nucleotides. Its product is annotated as Collagen type IV alpha 1. Gene Ontology annotation, biological process: extracellular matrix organization. Gene Ontology annotation, molecular function: extracellular matrix structural constituent conferring tensile strength. The record is from RefSeq and is a predicted model, not a curated record. Gene Ontology annotation, cellular component: collagen trimer. Lineage: Eukaryota; Metazoa; Arthropoda; Insecta; Hemiptera; Aleyrodidae.
UGCUUCGAGAGCAUUUGAGUGCGCCUCGAGAUCGGUCCGUCCCCGUGCGUUUUCUUACGAGUCGUCGCGGUCCCGGUUUUCAUGACCGCUCGCGAUCCAGACGGCCCCAAGUGUUCUCCCCGGUUCUGUGAUAAAUGCAUCUUCCAGCGGGCGCCGUGAAUGAAGUCAGCUUUCAAAAUCAGUGACGUUCGACGGUGGAGCCAUGCCACGGUCACCGCAUAUGAAUGCGAGUUUCCUUGCGUUCAUGACGUGGCUGGCCGUUUUUAGCACUGAAGCGGAGGAUCGACAAGAAACGGAUGACUCCGGUCUUUCCAGAUGGAGGUAUGAUCAAAGAAACGAGAAAAUUCCUCCAUACCCACCUUAUUAUGACCAGAGGAACCAAUAUAUACCAUACUAUGAUACAAGACAGGAUUUUGGAAUAACGAAGAAAGCAGAUAACAGGGAAACCAGCUCUAAUAAUUACAACAUUUUCUCACAAACUGGAGCCUCUGCAAACUGUAUUCCUAAAUGUUUCGCAGAAAAGGGUAGCAAAGGACCACCAGGACAGCCAGGACCACCAGGACCUGUCGGUUUGGUAGGAUACCCUGGUCAAGAGGGUUUACCAGGGCCCGAAGGUGAAAAAGGAGACACAGGCCCAAUGGGGCCCCUUGGACCAAAAGGAGAUCGGGGUAAAAUGGGUCUUCCAGGAUUUCCAGGAAUAAACGGCAUACCUGGUCAGCCUGGACCAACUGGAUUUCCAGGAAUUCCAGGAUUAGAUGGAUGCAAUGGGACGGACGGGGCACCUGGAUUGCCAGGACAACCUGGCCAACCUGGUCCUCGCGGAUAUCCUGGUUUGGGCGGAGUGAAGGGAGAGAAAGGAGAGCCAGCGAUUCCCGGUCUUUAUGACAAAGGACAAAAAGGAGAACCUGGAUUGGAUGGAGUUCAGGGUCCGCCAGGCACUCCCGGUAUUGACGGACCUCAGGGACCAACAGGCCCCAAAGGAGAUCAAGGAAUAUCAGGAUCUAGAGGUUUGAUUGGUUUGAAAGGGGAAAAAGGAAAUAUGGGCGUAGGAUACGAUGGUCCAAAAGGAGAGAAAGGGAAGAAAGGAGAGCCUGGCCCUGCGGGCCUGCCAGGGAGGUAUGGGUCGCAGCUUUCACCAAAAGGAACUGAUAUCGGGCCAGUGGGAGAUCCAGGUGAAAAAGGAGAUGCGGGCGAAUUUGGACAUCCCGGACAAAAGGGUGAGCCAGGACCAAUGGGAGACCCCGGGUACCCUGGUGAACCAGGAGCUAAAGGAGAAAAAGGCUUGGUUGGGCCACCUGGAUUAAGAGGUAGAGAUGGUUUCCCAGGCCCACCGGGCCCAUUUGGCCAAAAAGGGGAUAGAGGUAUGGAUGGCUUGACUGGAUUGCCUGGACGACCGGGUAUGAAAGGAGAACCUGGACGUGACGGACCACCUGGGCGACAAGGACUCAGAGGACCUGCUGGUCCUCCCGGGGGUGGAAAUGGAAGACCAGGCCCUCCUGGUCCUGCGGGACCUCGUGGAUAUCCAGGAGUUUCCGGCCCGAAAGGCUUAGAUGGGACGGACGGGCCUAUAGGACCCAGAGGUCCAAUAGGUCCACCUGGUGGCCCAGGUACUCCCGGCGCUCCGGGACCUGAAGGUUUUCCUGGUGAAAAGGGCUCUAAAGGUGAACCUGGACUACCGGGUUUCCCUGGAGGUGCUGGUCCACGUGGGCAACCUGGAUUACCGGGAGUGCAAGGUCCACGAGGUUACCCCGGAGAAAAAGGAAUUUCAAUUGUUGGUAUGAAAGGAACUGAUGGUUCACCCGGGAGGGACGGAGAGAAGGGUGACAAAGGAGAGCGAGGAUAUCCCGGAGAACAGGGUAUACCUGGAGAUUCGCAGAUGGGUAUUCCCGGCCCACCUGGUGCAAUGGGACCUCCUGGAGAAAAGGGCUUGGAUGGACGGCCCGGCUAUCCCGGUAUUCCGGGUAGAGAUGGGCAAAAAGGAGACCGUGGUGGAAGUUGCAUAGGCUGCAGACCUGGAGAAAGAGGAGAAAAGGGUGACCGCGGUCGGGAUGGUGCCGCUGGUUUACCCGGGACUCCAGGAAAUCCUGGUGAGCGGGGUUACCCCGGAGAAGUGGGAGCUGAUGGACUUCCAGGACCGCCUGGAAUAUCCGGAUUGCCCGGCCAAGAUGGAAGAUUUGGAGUGCCGGGACCACCUGGACCAAAAGGAGAGGCAGCGACUAUUCCAGAUAACCUUAUUAAGUGUCCCCCAGGUGACCGUGGCCUCCCGGGAGAGCCAGGACCUGUAGGGCCAGUUGGACUGCCUGGUCCCAGUGGAUUGCCGGGAAGACCUGGCCCCCCAGGAUUCCCAGGAAAUCCUGGAGAAAAGGGUGACAAAGGAUUUCCCGGAAACGAUGGAACUCCAGGUCUACCGGGCCUAUCUGGUCUGAAAGGAGAAAGUGGCAUCAGUGUCAAAGGAGAUAAGGGUCUAAGCGGACUGCACGGUCAAAAAGGAGAGAAAGGAGAACCUGGUCGCUAUGGUCUGAAAGGAGAGCCCGGUCAAUGUGCCCCUUUGGAGCAAAUUCUAGGAGCUAAAGGCGAGCGUGGUGCUCAAGGAGAAAAAGGAGAGCCAGGACCACCUGGAAGAGAUGGACUCCCAGGUGAUAAGGGAUCUGAAGGAUUGCGAGGGGAAACUGGACCAGUUGGACCACGAGGUCAGCCAGGUCCUGUUGGACCAAGAGGACUACCAGGUCCUCGUGGCGAUAAGGGUGAUACGGGUGCAAUGGGAUUCCCUGGUGAACCUGGGUUAGAUGGACGGCCAGGAGCUCAGGGACUACUUGGAUACAAGGGAAUCAAAGGAGAGGCAGGAAUACCUAUGGUUGGCCCAGUUGGACCUAUAGGAUAUCCAGGAGAAAAAGGAGAGAAAGGUUUGCCUGGGCCUGUCGGAAAAUAUGGAUUAACAGGAGAGCCAGGUCUACCUGGUUCACCCGGUGAAAAAGGUGAUCAAGGAAGUCCAGGAUUAAAUGGUCUUCCAGGAGCACCAGGUCAGAAAGGAGAGCCUGGACCUAUUGGACCAGCGGGGCUACCUGGCAUUAAUGGAGCGCCCGGCUUUGAUGGACCUAAGGGAGAAAUGGGAUUGAUAGGCGAACCUGGGCGUCCAGGAGUACCUGGUUUCCCUGGUGAAAAAGGAGAAAUUGGAUUGCCUGGCUUAGAUGGAUACAAAGGUCUUCCUGGACCAAGAGGCCCGCCAGGUAUACCUGGUCCUCCUGGUUUGGAUGGACUGAGCGGGCCGAAGGGAGAACGUGGGGAAAAAGGACUAUUAGGUUUACCCGGCUCACCAGGAGAACCAGGACUUCCAGGACUUCCUGGACCAACAGGACCCAAGGGGGAAAUUGGUUUUCCAGGCGCACCUGGAAUUCCAGGGUUACCUGGUCCAUUGGGUCCAAAAGGAGAUCGCGGCCCCACUGGUCCUCAGGGUUUUAAAGGAGAGCCUGGUCCAGUAUCGCAAAAAGGUCAGAAAGGAGAACCUGGAGUUGGAGGUUUACGAGGUCCAGUUGGUUCGCCAGGUUUUGACGGGAGACCAGGUCUCAAAGGUGAGCCUGGAAGGCCAGGCUACGGUAGACCUGGAAUACCCGGUGAGAAAGGAGAUGCUGGAAUUCCCGGACGACCAGGUCUGGAUGGUUCACCUGGCGUUAAAGGAGAUUCGGGCAUCCCUGGACCGCCUGGUCAGAAAGGAGAGCCUGGUUUUCGAGGUAUUCCUGGAGCAAUUGGCCCUCCUGGAAUCGAUGGGUUGCCUGGUAAAGAUGGAGAACCUGGUUUUGCGGGACCUGUCGGCAUGCCUGGAGAGAAAGGUGAUAAAGGAUUAGUUGGGUUACCCGGUCUUGAUGGCUCAAAAGGAGAAUUAGGUUUAACUGGUUUGCCGGGGCCGAGUGGGUUACCUGGAUUGCAAGGCGAAAAGGGAGAUCGAGGAGCACCUGGUAUUCCAAUCAGCGUUAAAGGUGACAAAGGAGAACCGGGGGCCCCAGGACUAUCUGGUCUGCCUGGCGAGCCUGGACCUAAAGGAUUUGAUGGCAUAACAGGGCUUCAAGGAAUCAAGGGGGACAUAGGUUUUCCUGGUCCUAAAGGCAGCACAGGGCCUUAUGGAUUCCCAGGACCAAAAGGUGAAAAUGGUCCACCUGGGUCUCCUGGUUUGCCUGGUUUGACAGUCAAAGGUGAGAAAGGUCUCCCCGGCCUAAUUGGAAAACAUGGACGCGAAGGAAUAUCCGGAAUUCCAGGAGAAAAAGGUGACCCUGGUUUCCCAGGUCUUCCAGGCAUGCCUGGACUGCAAGGCCUGCCAGGUCUACGAGGGUUACCUGGAGAUACUGGUGAACCAGGACCUCCUGGUUUACCGGGUAAGGAUGGUUCGGAUGGUCAACCAGGAAUACCUGGACUUGAUGGACUACAGGGGCCGGUCGGACAAAAAGGAGAGCCAGGUCUUCCAGCACCUUAUGGAGCACCAGGAGAAAAAGGAGAUAUCGGACCACCUGGUCAGCCUGGUUUUCCCGGGCCACCAGGUACUAAGGGAGAUCGUGGAUUCCCUGGAACACCAGGUCUCCCAGGCUUAGAUGGCCCAGUAGGAGAUAAAGGACUUGCAGGAGUGCCAGGAACUCCGGGUCUACCUGGAUUUGCCGGAUCCAAAGGAGACAAAGGAGAACCAGGUCUAAUUCCACCGCCUGGACCUCAAGGAGAAAAAGGCGAUAGAGGUUAUCCCGGCCCACCCGGAUUACCUGGAGUUCCUGGAAGCAAUGGAAUCCCUGGCUUGCCUGGUGCAAAGGGUAUUCGAGGUUUGCCCGGUACUGAAGGUCUACCAGGUCCAAGUGGACCACCUGGUCCUAAAGGAGACCCUGGCAGAGAUGGUUUGCCUGGAUUGCAGGGACAACCUGGUCCUCCAGGACCAAGGGGUGUUGAUGGUGCUCCUUGUGCACAAGAUGAGAAUUAUGAGACUGGUAUAUUACUAGUCAAACAUUCUCAAAGCACUGUUGUACCAGGCUGUGAGCCAGGACACACCAAACUAUGGGAUGGUUACUCUCUUCUAUAUAUUGAAGGGAACGAAAAGUCCCAUAAUCAAGAUUUAGGUUUUGCUGGAUCAUGUGUUCGUAAAUUCUCUACCAUGCCUUUCUUAUUCUGUGAUUUCAAUAAUGUAUGUAACUAUGCUAGUCGCAAUGAUAAAUCUUAUUGGUUAAGUACAAAUGAACCUAUGCCAAUGACACCCGUAGAGGAAAUUGCUAUUCAAAAAUACAUCUCUCGGUGCGUUGUUUGUGAAGCUCCUGCCAAUGUAAUCGCAGUUCAUAGUCAAGCUUUAUCCAUUCCUAAUUGUCCUGCUGGAUGGGACAGUUUAUGGAUUGGUUUCAGCUUCGUUAUGCACACAGCUGCUGGUGCUGAAGGAGGCGGCCAAUCACUAGCUAGUCCAGGAUCUUGUCUGGAAGACUUCCGAGCCACUCCUUUCAUUGAGUGCAAUGGUGAGCGAGGAACGUGUUACUACUUCGCCAACAAACUCAGUUUCUGGUUGGCAACGAUAGAACCCAGUGAACAGUUCGUUAGACCCUCACAACAAACUUUGAAGAGUGGAGAAUUGAGGACGAGAAUCGGCCGUUGCCAAGUCUGUAUAAGGAGGACAUAACCUCAGUGAGUCAAAGUUACUUUUAUCUUCAGUAAGUACUUAAGAAUAAAAUACCAUCAUCUUGAGAGGCACAAUAAGAUCUUCAAUUAUCAUCACGAUUGAGUUGCCGGAUUGUGAUAUGGUCCGUCCUUGUUUCCUCGCUUGGAAUUCACGUGUAAUAAAAAACAAAUUUCCGAGCAAAGAAAACGGCAACGGGCUGUAGAACAAUCCGGCGACACAAUCGUGAUGGUCAUCGAAGACCUUUUUAUAACACCUGACGAUAAUUUUAUCAUUAGCAUGAUGCUGAAUUUUUACUUGAAAUGUGUCAGGCGCGUCUUCUAUUUUGAUGCAUUAACACAAAACGGGGCUUCUUAAAUUAAGUAUCCCCCAGAUUUCUCUCGAACACGUGAAAUUUUAUGGUAAUAUGUGCAUUUACAUAUGGGUUCAAGUCAUGGUCAGAUCACAUCUGUAUUUGUAUUUUCGCAGCGAUUUCUCAUCCUAUGCUGACUAUUGCUUACUCAAGGAGAGGUCAUUCUAAGUAUGUUUUCAUGUUUUACCAUUUGUACCUUUGUUUUGUAAAUAAUACCUCUUAAGUAUUUUUAUGAUGAUUACUUAGCUUCAUUAAUUAUUAUUUCCUCUCUCAAAAUUGUCAACAUACAUGAAAUUGUUUUCAAAUUUCUGCACUAUUCUAGUAGUUUAUUUAAACUGCAAUUUUUGUCAUAUAUGUACCUAAACAGUGAUUUAGAUUUAUUAUGUAAAUAUUUAAACGAACAACUUCAACCUGUGACUUCAGUGCCAUCUUUUAAUAUCAUAUCACAACUUGCAAAAAGCCCUCUUGUAUUUCAAUCCUAUUCCCCUCGCGUGCCAUUCUAACAAAAUUUAUUCGUAAGAUUUCGUCAAGAACUCCGCUGCAGGCACAUUACUUCUUAUCCUAGAUGAAAUUCGUUGUAUUCUUUUUUUUUUUUUUUUUUUGACAAAAGAAAUUGCGCUCUGACUUUUUUGUCUCUUUUAUUAUCACCAUUCUUAAACUUAGCCAUUCAAAAACCACAACUUUGAAAAUGUAUUUUUGUAAACCUUUUUUGAAAUCAUUUUUUUCCGAGAAGUUGUUGGGCGGAACUUUUUAUUAUAAUUAUUAUUUUAUUUUUUAUUUUUUUUUAUUUCAAAACAUUCAUUUCUUCACAUUUUCUUAAACUUGUGUCGGAGUGAGAAUUUUCUGCCAGACUUGUCACGGUUUAAUUGGAUUUUUCAGUUAAAAUUACAGUCUAAACCCACCUCUAUUGCAGUAGCAUCUUUAGAGAGACAACCUUAAUGCUUUUGAAUGGGCCAUAAUUCUGCAGGUCGUUCUAGGAAUCCCGCACUACCCCAUUGAACGGAAGUCGAUGGGACCCGUACUAACUCUAAAUUGAUGACAGAUGACAUUAUUCCGUUCGGCGUGGAACCGAGGCAUUUUAAAUUUGCAGAAAAGUUGCGCCCUUUGAUCUGCGUAAUUCUUAGUCUUUGAGUUAAUUUAUCACAUUUUUAGUGCGCGCAUUGUGUUCUAAGCGUCAUUUGCUUGUAACAAGAUGUAUUCGAAAGUCAAAAUUCGCUCAUGAACUAGUUAGCCAUCGAAACUCUCUGUCUAUCUUGGUCGGCCGACAAAAAUUUUGCAAAUUGAAAUUUUUUCGAGCCACCGUUCUCGAUUCAUGAUAGUAAGCUACCCUUAUGGUUUCGCUAAAAUUAUUUAUUUUUUUAUUCCCUUCCCUAUGAUUCAUGUAACUCCCAAUGAAGGUCUGGAAAAAAAUCCUUUUGACAUUUUAGCAGCCCCCCUGAAUUAAAUUUUCAUUUUCAACGACCUCCCUCAUUGGGAGAAGACUAAAAAAACCUUUAUAGCGUGACCCAGAGGUUGUUCAUUUUCACCAAUCCGAAAUGGUAGCCCGAUAAAGUUCAACUUUCCAAAAACUAGGAUGGCCGGUUAUAAUAUAUUGAGACUGUGAUUUGGAACGAAAUUCCGCACUCUGCUUGCUGCUUUUAAUGAUGUAGCACAAAAGGAGGGAUCCCAUUUGGAUAAAAAAAAGUAGGGAUUCGUGGCCCCCGGAGUACGUAUGAACGUCUCAAAAUUUUGAGAGGUCUUAAAGGUAGUUUCUUUGAACCUUUGCUCAUUCUCAAAAUGUUGAAAGAUCUCAAAGUUACUUUGAACCUUUGUUCAAUCCCAAAAUUGAAACUUUUUAUCACUGUAUCUUCAAAAGUUACAGGAAAGAUGCGAAACUUUUGGAUCCCCCUCAAUGUUGACUCUGAUUUCUUUCAAAUUUAAUCUUUUCACGGUUAAAAAAAAAAAAAAAAAAAAAAAAUGCCCAAAAAGGAACUAGAUUUCGAAGUCUAAAAAUAUAAUCACUUCAGAAGAAUUUGCCCUUCCAACCGCUACAAUUCCCCUGUUAAUGAUAUCAGUAGUCACCGAAGAAACGAAUAGGAGAAUUCAACUUCCAAAGAACUUCUGUACCUGAUGAUUUUUAGAGUUGUUCACAAAACAAUGCAAAUCUUGGAGAAUCAGUUUGUCAAAUAGAUAUCCAUAUACUCGUAACGAUUAAAAGCUGGAGGUAUAAGCAUUCUAGCGGUAAAUUCAAAAUUACUUCUCUUCUGUCAUCCUAGAGCAAGAAAGAUAUGAAAAAUACUUUCCAGACGAUUCUCAUCUCUUGCGCUUUAAUUAAUAAUUUUACAACUAUUAAUUGUUUAUUACUACCAUACAUUGGCAGAACAGCAGCAAUUACUCUGUAACUCACUCCUCAUCUCAUUCUCCAAUUCUCAUAACCUCUAUACUUAUUGAUUACUAACUCAACGAAAAUCUCGAUUGAAAGAUUAAUGUUAAAACAACUUAAAUCAUAGGACUACAUGGAAUUUGCAGUAUCGUAGUAAAAUUUAUAAUAGUUUUUUCUACACUAUUAUUUUUAUAUACUUUUACCAUGAUUAGAAAAAUUAUAUUACAACCAUACGACUUGGUUAUUUUAUUAAUUUAUUUGUUAUCAGUGAGAUUUAUAUAAAUACUUAUGUAUAUUUUUAUUUAUUUUUAACAAUAAACUGCCACUGUUUUAACUGCCAGUAAAUUUAUCACACAGUAAAAGAGUUCAUCUAAUGUUAUCAGGAAGGUGAUCAAAGUUCCCUUUUACUAGUACAUUUGUAUUUCAAGAAGUUUGGCACUUACAUUAAAAAAAUUAAAAGAACAAAAACAAAAACCUUUGUUGUAGCCAUUGGGAGGCACCCCUUGGUAUUUGUGAGAAGUAUUGCCUCAAAGGUAAUUGAAAUUUGCAACUUUUUCUUGAGUGUUUUGAAAUGAUAUUUAAGAUGUUUCAUUAGUUGUUAUUUACUUGAGAGAAGGUGCUUUUCAUAUUUUUCCCACGUUCGUAAUUAUUCAAAAAAGUAUUAUUUCAAUACUUUCCCUUUUUACUGAGGAUUUUAAUUACCAAAAAUCUGCUAUAGUGUAUUAAAGCUAUAGUUCAACCAAAGUGCAUUCUGAGAAACUUUUUUAGUGGCUCGAUAUUUCACCAGCUACAUUUUACUACUAUAAGAUUACUUUCAUAAUUUAUUGUUAGAAUGUAAAUAUAGAUGUUUUAUGUUUAAGUGUUUUAUAUGGCAUUACAGCUUUUCUUAAUUUGUUGAAAGA